Molecule: messenger RNA, 1853 nt
Organism: Nematostella vectensis (starlet sea anemone)
Lineage: Eukaryota; Metazoa; Cnidaria; Anthozoa; Actiniaria; Edwardsiidae
Exons: 15
Coding region: 108-1604 (498 amino acids)
Biological process (GO): RNA processing; protein localization to basolateral plasma membrane; maintenance of epithelial cell apical/basal polarity
Cellular component (GO): synapse; basolateral plasma membrane; cell-cell junction
Molecular function (GO): ribonuclease III activity; protein binding
Source: RefSeq, a predicted model, not a curated record
UCGCACAUGAGGCCAAAUCAAGAUGGCGGCCAUGUGCCAUUUCGUAUGAAGACAUUUUUUAUCAAUAUUACAACUUUUAGAAGCAAUUGAUUUCUGCUUUUACUACAAUGUUCGGAGCAGAUAUGAGUCGAGCUGUUAUUAACUCAAGCCGUCGUGCUCAGGGCAUCACACGGGUCGUUUUAAAAGGAGCAUUAGAACCAAGUAGUGUAACGAGAAGUGCAAAUGCACGUUGUUUGUGGUUGAAGUCGAGUGGUGUUCCGACCUGUGCUGCAAGAACGCUAUGCAGUGAGGCUCUAUCAAGACACAGCACUGAAAGAAGUGAUAUAUACCUUGACAAUAUGAUUCAUCCAACAAGACUAAAGUCAGCUGAUUUCCAAACCCACAUUCUCAAACUUGCACAUCGAGCCGGCUCCAUCAUAGGGAAUGCAGAUCACUUGAUCCCAGCAUUCAUUCAUAAGUCAUACUUGGUGUCCAAUGGGGCAGAACUGAAGAAUAUAUACACCAGCAAUGACCAGCUAGCUCUGCUAGGGUUUCAGUUAACCAAGAGAUUCAUGACAGAACAUUUAUAUCAAGCAUAUCCCCAGUUCUCUGCCUUUCAGCUUUGGGAUUUACAAAAUGGUUUGAUGGAAAGAGUGGCAGACAGGUUUGCAUCAGAUGAUGAGUUCAUGGGACUUAUUGCAUUCCUUGGCCAAGACAAGAGCGCCAUGGCUUCCCACACUUUUGCUGCCUUGAUAGCGAUAAUUUACACAAAAGAGGGACCUGAGAAAGCUAAGGAGGCCAUAAAGACACUUUGCUUACCUGAACUGAGCCGAGAGGAUAUUAACAUGAUCGCUAAACUUCAGCAUCCUAAGUUUAUUCUAAAGUCCUUAACAGAAGCCUCAUCAUCAUCAGCUCCUGCUGCAAGGACGGAACUUUUAAGCACAGAGAAAAGUGAGAUGCCACUAGGUCGACGCCACAGAUACAGAGUUGGUGUGUUUUUAGAUGAUGAAUGUAUUGCUGAAGCAUCAGCCAGCACAUUAGAGAAAGCUGAGUCAAAGGCAUGUCUACUAGCUCUGCAUCAGAAGUUCAGCAGCCAACUCAAUGAGUUUAGCUUCUCCUAUGAAGCAGAGGGUCUCACCCUUGAGAGUGAAGUCUCCCUGGGUCUUAUCACCCCAGACCAGAGGGUUGUGGAGAUUGAUAAGGUUGAUGGCAGUUUGGGGUUCAACAUCAAAGGAGGCGAGAAAAAGAGACUGAAGAAUGAGCAAUGGCUGAUCUAUCGCUACUACUCCCCUGUCUUCAUAGUCAGCAUCACCCCUAACGGCCCGGCUGACAAGCACGGUGGCCUAAGACCAGGAGAUAUACUGCUGGCUGUUAAUGAUAGGAGUCUGGUUGGGCUGGAGCAUUCACAGGCGGUGCGCAUCCUCAAGUCUGUGUCAGGUACCGUGCGCCUCACAGUCAAGAAGUCAAGAGAAGUCCUUGUAACCGACGAAAUCGAGACCAAGUACAAAGCCAUGAGAACUCGCAAGUUUUUGGCCGAGCUGUCAUCGGAGGACUGGGCCGAGUGGCACAGGGCGCAGGCACAAAAAAAUCUAGCAAAAUAUGCGUCUGUCCUUAGCAACGAGUAGUUUCCAUAGCGACAACAUAUCUCCUUAGCAACGAAUAAUGUCUCCGGUAACAAGUAUUGUCAGAAAGUAGGUUUAAAAUGCUACUGCUAGAAUGUUUCGACUGAAGUCAUUUCAGUGGUACCAAGGAUUUCAAUUUAUUUUUCGAAAUCUAAAGGAUUAAUUGAUACUGUAAUUCCAAACUGGAAAAAUAACGGUCCCAUUUCGUCACACUGUUAAGAAACAAAUUAAACAACAAUUCUCAAGGGAAAA